Messenger RNA from Hippocampus comes (tiger tail seahorse), 905 nucleotides. RefSeq names its product deoxythymidylate kinase (thymidylate kinase) (gene dtymk). Gene Ontology annotation, biological process: dUDP biosynthetic process; dTDP biosynthetic process; dTTP biosynthetic process. The transcript is spliced from 4 exons. NCBI's taxonomy places the organism in Eukaryota, Metazoa, Chordata, Actinopteri, Syngnathiformes, Syngnathidae. Gene Ontology annotation, molecular function: nucleoside diphosphate kinase activity; ATP binding; dTMP kinase activity. The coding region runs from base 84 to 794 and encodes 236 amino acids. The record is from RefSeq and is a predicted model, not a curated record. Gene Ontology annotation, cellular component: nucleus; cytosol; cytoplasm.
GAAGUGCGACUCCAGACUUCCGUGUUUACAUUUUCGAACGCGGGAAGAGCCAUCGGGCUACAUCCAGCGUUUUGUCUACCGGCAUGGCGGCCAAGCGAGGCGCGCUCAUCGUCUUGGAGGGGGUAGACAAAGCUGGGAAGACCACCCAGUGCAAGAUGCUGGUCCAGGCGCUGCAGCAGAGCGGAUACCCGGCGGAGAUGAUGAGGUUUCCCGACAGAAGCACAACAAUCGGAAAGCUGAUAAGUGCGUACCUGGAGAAGAAGAGCGAGCUGGAGGACCACACGGUGCAUCUUCUCUUCUCCGCCAACCGUUGGGAAAUGGUGCCUGAGAUGAAGAGAAAGCUGGAGCAAGGCACCACGCUGGUGGUAGACCGGUACGCCUUCUCUGGGGCCGCCUUCACUAGUGCCAAACCGGGUUUCAGUCUGGACUGGUGCACCAGAUCGGAUGUGGGUCUGCCCAAACCGGACGUGGUCCUGUUUCUGCAGCUGAGCCCGGCAGAGGCGGCUUCACGAGGUCGCUACGGCGAGGAGCGCUACGAGGACGCCGCCUUCCAGAGCGCCGUGCUCGACCGCUUUCGUCAGCUCAUGGACGACUCGUCCGUCAACUGGAAGGUGAGGAUUCCCAAGACCGUCCUUGGCGCUCAAUCUUCUUCCUCUCUCAUGUCGCGUCCUCGUCCCGUGCAGGUGGUGGACGCGUCCGGGAGCGUGGACGAUGUUCACAAAGACAUCGCCCUGAAAAGUCUGGACGCCAUCCACGCGGCGCAGACGCAACCUCUGGGAGAGCUGUGGAAGUGAACGGCCAUCGCUACGUUUUUAUAAAUAAAGUCUAAUUUUGUCUUGAAGCCUUCGCAUCGUAUCAUAUGAGUAGAAGUUGAAUGAUUUAUAAUAAAGUUGUCAUUUUCUGAU